CUUGCUUGCUCUCUGGAACCAGCUGGUGGGAGCGCGCGAAGCUUCGCACCCGUUGAGACGAAUCAUCCGCAAUUUCUCACACUGUCUGUGCGCGAGCGGAGCACGCGGAGCACAGAGGAUCAAGUCGGUGGGAUGAAGUGAUCGAGUCAAGGGGAUGAUCAAGCAGUGCAGUCGCGUUCACCAACACAAGAUAUUUUUUUGCGUGUCAGUGCAGUUUUUACAAACCUCUAUUUCGUUUAUUCAAACGUUGACAGCCCAACUGUAGCCUAAAUUUCAUGCUAAAAGUUUGACUGGUAAAAAAAAGGAUGAUAACCAUAUUGCUGUUUUUUCACAUCGUGUUGUGGAAUCUGGCGUCAACGUAACUGGAUAAUUGUUAUCCUAUUUGAUAUAUAUUGUUUUAUCACAUUAGGGUGUCAAUUUCAACAAACAGGGCAUUAUUCGCAUUUCUCCUAGCGCUCAGGAUUGCUUUCAUCAGAAUUAAUGUCGCACUCCAGAAUGGACCUCGUCGGGCUAUACUUCCUACAGCUGGCGCUCAUUGGGCUCCCCCCUGCCUCAGGCUCAGCCGUGCGUGACUGCCUGCGUGCCGGGGACAGCUGCUCCAGCGAUGACUCCUGCAGCCCUCGCCUGCGCACGCUGCGGCAGUGUGUGGCGGGGGACGGCAGCGUGAAGCUGGGCCCGGGGGCCCGCAGCCAGUGUGAGGGCGCAGUGGCAGCCCUGCUCUCCAGCCCGCUGCACGGCUGCCAGUGCAAACGAGGCAUGAAGAGGGAGAAGAACUGCCUGAGUAUCUACUGGAGCCUGCACCAGUCCGCCUUGCAUGGGCUGAGUCUGGUGGAGAACUUCCCUUAUGAACCGGAGGAGAGGGGCUUCGACUACGUACGCCUGGCCUCCAUUGCUGCAGAGUCGGAGGUAACGACGGUGAACCGUUGCCUGGACGCGGCGAAGGCGUGCAACGUGGACGAGGCGUGUCAGAAGCAGCGCACAGACUACGUGUCCUCGUGCAUCCAGCCGUCGGCGCGCUCCCCCUGCAACCGGGCCAAGUGCAGCAAGGCGCUCCGGAAGUUCUUCGACCGCGUGCCGCCCGACUACACCCACGAGCUGCUCUUCUGCCCGUGCUCGGACACGGCGUGCUCGGAGCGCCGCCGCCAGACCAUCGUCCCCGCCUGCUCCUACGAGGAGCGCGACAGCAAGCCCAACUGCCUGGCCCAGCUGAGAACCUGCAGGGCCGACUACAUCUGCAGGUCCCGCUGGGCUCAGUUCCAGUACGACUGCCAGCCCUCGGAGCACAGCGCGAGCGGUUGUAACCACGACAACCACGCCGCCUGUCUACUGGCGUACACCGGCCUCAUAGGCAGCUCCAUCACCCCUAACUACCUCGACAACUCGACUUCUAACGUUGGACCCUGGUGCUCCUGCACUGCCAGUGGCAACCACCGGGAGCAGUGUUCUGAGUUCCUGGGCUUCUUCCACGACAACAUCUGCCUGAGGAACGCCAUCCAGGCUUUCGGGAACGGGACCGAAGGGAAGUCAGGAGCCGGCCAACCAGGGAUGCCCAGCACGGCCCCCGACAACCGCAUCCAGCUCUUGGCUACCACCAACCCUGGCGUCACUAUGGAAACUGAGCAGAGCAUCCUGAGAGCACAGAUACCCACUCAGCUGGAUGAGAAGGACAGACUGUGGAGUGAAGUGGACUCUACCAUGCCCUCUCCUGGGCUGUCGGACCACGCCCAGCCCCUCCAGCCCUGCCCCCUGGCCUGCUUCCUCGCCGCGCUGCUGCUAUGGGGCCUGUAGACUCCGCCCCCAGCCCCGCCCUCGGGGGACUGACGAGGAGGGGGGAGUGGACGUACCGUACACACCUGCCCAUCUGGAAGAUACCUGGAACACCAUGCCCCAUUUACACACACACACACACACACACACACACACACACACACACACACACCUCCCCAUCCCCUAAGCGAGGUGUUGGAGCUGUACAGACAGAAGGGGAGGGGUCACUGCUAUCCAAUAGAGACGCAGUUCUACUCUUUUCUAAUGAGGACUCUGUUCUAGAACAUUCCUUGAUGUACAGAUAUUCCAUGUGAAGACGCUGCUGAGAGGAUCUGUGUGUGAAGACGGCGACAAAGAUGGCUCCCUUCACACACAGGCGGCAUUUCUCUUCACUCAUGUUUUAUUUGAAUGUUACUUUUCUGGGUGUCACAAUGAAAUUCUAAGUCGUUUUCUUACCAGCACACAAAGUCUGAGGCACACAUUAUCAAGCCAAGACCAUUUUUUAUUUUCAACCCGCUGUCAUAUUUCAGUUGUAGAUAUUUCUGAGGACAAACCCACGUGAGUGCUGAUUCACGCUUCGAGGACGGAUGAGUCGCCCCGCAGGGCGUCCUGGGGCACCGCCACUGUAGGUAACGUGAUUCUAAUGACAGGCCAGAGGGUGAUUAUACAGUAUAUAUUUUUUAUGUAUGUGGUCUUUACCACACCAAAUAUAUAUAUCUAUGGAUUACGAUGUCAUCAAUCAUGCUCUCCCAUCAUGGUCAGCGCAAGGGAGGAAGUGUCUCCAGGAAGACUGGAUGGACUUGUAUCAUGUGACAAGAAAGCCUGCCCCCCCAUUGGAGCAUAUUUCUGACAUGGGAGUAUCUGAGUAUUAAAAAGCACACAUUUUUUAUGAGACAAUGUGCUGGUUCACCCUGGUGAUAGGAGACCGGUUUUACACAGUGAGAACCCACAUUGACUCACCGCCAUCACAGGGCUACUGUUGGAACCAGAGGCUGAUAGAAUGGGGGUAUAGCUCAGUGGUUAGAGAUUUUGACUGCAGAUUUAGAGGUUGCCGUUUAAAAUCCCUUUAUGUAUGGGAGUCAGAUGGCUGAGCGGUGAGGGAAUCGGGCUAGUAAUCCGAAGGUUGCCAGUUCGAUUCCCGGUCAUGCCAACUGACGUUGUGUCCUUGGGCAAGACACUUCACCCUACUUGCCUCGGGGGGAAUGUCCCUGUACUUACUGUAAGUCGCUCUGGAUAAGAGCGUCUGCUAAAUGACUAAAUGUAAAUGUAAUGUAAGUCAAAAAUGUGCUAAAUGAAAACAUUAUUAUACGGACAGACCUGAGGGCCCUGUGAACCUGGUCUCCCAUCAUCACUAUGUGACACCAGCCCAGUUCUGUCAUGUUCUGGUUUGUUCUGUGAUUAAAA
Osmerus eperlanus (European smelt) is the source of this 3171-nucleotide messenger RNA. It is a transcript of the gene gfra4a, whose product is annotated as GDNF family receptor alpha 4a. The record is from RefSeq and is a predicted model, not a curated record. Gene Ontology annotation, biological process: nervous system development. Gene Ontology annotation, cellular component: signaling receptor complex; external side of plasma membrane. The coding region runs from base 481 to 1788 and encodes 435 amino acids. NCBI's taxonomy places the organism in Eukaryota, Metazoa, Chordata, Actinopteri, Osmeriformes, Osmeridae. Gene Ontology annotation, molecular function: signaling receptor activity. The transcript is spliced from 9 exons.